AUGGACAGCCCCUACGCGCCGGAGGCACGGCCGACCCCGGGACGCGUCGGGCCGGGCGAUCCCCUGCACCGCCCCUCGGAGCGAGCCCCGGGCGCCGGGAACGGCCCACCGGGUACCGGGCACGGCCCGCCGGGCACCGGGUACCGGGCACGGCCCCCGGGCGCCGCCCCAGCCCCUCCGGGGAGCCCGGGCCGCCGCGCCCCGCCCUCGCCGCACGCGCUCCGCUCCGGGACGGCCCCACCGGGGGCGGCGGCUCCCCCGGCCUUCGGAAGGUCGCGCAAGGGCACGCGGGGCCCCGCUCCCGCCCCCCGGCCGCGCCCGGCCCUUCCCGCGGCCCGGCCCUGCCCGCCGCUCCGCACCCCCUCCCGCCGCUGCCGCCGCCGUACCGGGCUCGCUCGCUCCGCGCUGCGCUGCCAACGCCGCGGAUCCGCCCAGGCCCCGCGCGCCCCCGCACUUCCGGGACACGCCCGGCACUUCCCGUUACUCGGCCCCGCGCCGCCGCCGCGCUUCCGGCCGCGGGCCGCGCGCUGA
Molecule: messenger RNA, 531 nt
Organism: Zonotrichia leucophrys gambelii
Lineage: Eukaryota; Metazoa; Chordata; Aves; Passeriformes; Passerellidae
Product: basic proline-rich protein-like
Exons: 1
Coding region: 1-531 (176 amino acids)
Source: RefSeq, a predicted model, not a curated record